GCAGCCGCCGGGGGAGAGCCCGGCCGCCCGCCGCCAGCAUGACCCGCUGGAUCCCCACCAAGCGGGAGAAGUACGGGGUCGCAAUCUACAAUUACGAGGCUGUCCAAGAUGUGGAGCUCUCCUUGCAGGUUGGUGAUACGGUUCACAUUUUGGAGAUGUAUGAAGGUUGGUACAGAGGAUACACCCUCAGGAAUAAAUCGAAAAAGGGCAUUUUCCCCAAAACUUACAUUCAUUUAAAAGAGGCAACUGUGGAAGACCGAGGACAACAUGAAACAGUGAUUCCAAGUGAAUUACCCCUUGUUCAAGAACUUACUUCCACACUGAGGGAGUGGGCAGUUAUCUGGCACAAGCUGUAUGUGGACAACAGGAUGACACAAUUUCGGCAUUUACAGCAAAUGACCUAUUGCCUGAUAGAAUGGAGAUCACAGAUACUCUCUGGGACCCUUCCCAAAGAUGAGCUGGCAGAACUCAAGAAGAAGGUCACUGCUAAAAUUGACUAUGGCAACAGGAUCUUAGGCCUGGAUCUGGUGGUGCGGGAUGACAAUGGAAACAUUCUGGACCCAGAUGAAACCAGCACAAUUGCUCUCUUUAAGUCCCAUGAGAUGGCAUCCAAAAGGAUCGAUGAAAGGAUCCAAGAGGAGAAGUCUCUGCAACAGAAUUUAGAUCUCCGAGGGCAGCCAGUAUUUAACACAACACAUACAUACAGCUUGUACAUGAACUUCAAGAACUUUGUCUGCAACAUUGGUGAAGAUGCAGAGUUGUUCAUGAGCCUCUAUGAUCCUGACCAGUCAAAACUGAUCAGUGAAAAUUACCUGGUUCGUUGGGGCAGUAAUGGGAUGCCGAAGGAAAUUGAGAAACUUAAUAAUCUCCAAGUGAUCUUUACAGACCUGAGCAGCUUGGACCUAAUCAGGCCCAAAAUCAGCUUGGUGUGUCAAAUUGUGAGAGUGGGGCACAUGGAGCUAAAAGAUGGAAAGAAACACACCGGUGGGCUCCGGAGACCAUUUGGGGUGGCAGUAAUGGACAUUACUGAUAUCAUACAUGGGAAGGUGGAUGACGAGGAAAAGCAACACUUUAUUCCUUUUCAGCAAAUUGCAAUGGAAACCUACAUCAGGCAGCGACAGCUAAUCAUGUCCCCUCUAAUGACUUCCCAUGUGAUCGGUGAGAAUGAGCCGCUCACUUCGGUCUUCAACAAAGUCAUCGCUGCAAAGGAAGUGAAUCAUAAAGGGCAAGGCCUCUGGGUCUCCCUGAAGCUGUUACCUGGAGACUUAGCCCAGGUUCAGAAGGAUUUUUCUCACCUUGUCGACAGAUCGACUGCAGUGGCUCGCAAAAUGGGAUUCCCUGAGAUUAUUCUUCCCGGUGAUGUUCGAAACGACAUCUACAUCACUCUAAUACAAGGAGAGUUUGACAAAGGGAAGAAGAAGACUCCCAAGAAUGUAGAAGUCACUAUGUCUGUGCAUGAUGAAGAUGGCAACCUCUUGGAGAAAGCUAUCCAUCCAGGUGCUGGUUAUGAAGGGAUCUCCGAAUACAAGUCCGUUGUUUACUAUCAAGUCAAGCAGCCUUGUUGGUAUGAAACCGUAAAGGUGUCUAUUGCAAUUGAAGAGGUCAGUCGUUGCCAUCUGAGGUUUACGUUCCGUCACCGAUCAUCACAGGAAUCCAGGGAUAAAUCGGAGAGAGCUUUCGGGGUGGCCUUUGUGAAACUGAUGAAUGCGGAUGGAACAACUCUGCAGGAUGGCAAACACAAUUUAGUCAUUUACAAGGGCGAUAACAAGAAAAUGGAAGAUGCUAAAUUCUAUUUAACUCUUCCUGGCACAAAAGUAGAGGAGGAGAAGGAUGGCCCACCAGGCAAAAACCUGCACCACUUGGCCAACUUCACGCCCACUAAAGACAGCACGAAGGACAGCUUCCAGAUCGGCACUCUUAUCUGUUCCACCAAACUGACCCAGAACGUUGACCUGCUGGGUUUGUUGAACUGGCGUUCUAACUCUCAGCACAUCGCGCACAACCUAAAGAAGCUAAUGGACGUGGAAGGAGGAGAAAUUGUAAAGUUUUUACAAGACACACUUGAUGCACUUUUCAACAUAAUGAUGGAGAUGUCAGACAAUGAAACCUAUGACUUCCUUGUGUUUGAUGCACUGGUAUUUAUUAUUUCUCUGAUCGGAGACAUCAAGUUCCAGCAUUUUAACCCUGUACUUGAAACUUAUAUUUACAAGCACUUCAGCACCACCCUGGCAUAUGUGAAACUCACCAGAGUACUGAACUAUUACGUACGAAAUGCAGAUGACUCCAGCAAGACAGAAUUGCUGUUCGCUGCCCUGAAAGCCUUGAAGUAUCUAUUCCGAUUCAUCGUCCAAUCACGGGUACUGUACCUGAGGUUUUAUGGGAAAGACGAAGAUGGGGAUGAGUUUAACAAUGCAAUCCGCAAGUUGUUUUUCUCCUUCAAUGUCCUCAUGGACCGACCACUAGAGGAGGCUGUCAAGAUUAAGGGCGCAGCUUUAAAAUACUUACCAAGCAUCAUAAAUGACGUCAAACUAGUAUUUGAUCCGGUUGAGCUCAGCAUCCUCUUCAGCAAAUUUAUCCAAAGUAUCCCUGACAACCAGUUAGUUCGGCAGAAACUCAGCUGCAUGACCAAGGUAGUGGACAGUGAUCUGUUCAAACAAUCUGAAUGCAGAGAUGCGCUCCUGCCUCUACUAAUAGAUCAGCUAAGUGGCCAACUGGAUGACAAUUCAAACAAGCCUGAUCAUGAGGCAUGUUCUCAGCUCCUCAGUAACAUUCUAGAAGUGCUUGACUGGAAGGAUGUGGGGCCCACUGCAGUUCACAUCCAGCUGAUCAUGGAGCGCCUGCUGAGGAGAAUAAACCGGACGGUGAUUGGAAUGAGCAGACAGUCUCUGCACAUUGGUAGUUUUGUAGCCUGCAUGACAGCCAUCCUGAGACAGAUGGAUGAUUUCCACUAUAACCACUACAUCAGCACUUUCAAAACCAGACAGGACAUUAUCGACUUCCUGAUGGAAACCUUCAUCAUGUUUAAGGAUCUGAUCGGGAAGAAUGUCUAUGCGAACGACUGGAUGGUGAUGAACAUGAUGCAGAGCAGGGUUUUCCUCCGAGCAGUGAACCAGUUUACCACUGUGCUCAACCGAUUCUUUCUGGAUCAAGCAAGCUUCGAACUCCAGCUCUGGAACAAUUACUUCCACUUGGCAGUAGCCUUUCUCACUCACGAAUCCCUCCAGCUGGAGAACUUCUCACAGGCCAAACGCAACAAAAUUGUCAAGAAAUAUGGGGACAUGAGGAAAGAGAUCGGCUUCAAAAUAAGGGAUAUGUGGUAUAAUCUGGGCCCCCAUAAGAUCAAGUUCAUCCCAUCGAUGGUGGGUCCAAUCCUGGAGGUGACCCUGAUACCUGAGCCUGAGCUGCGGAAAGCUGCCAUUCCCAUUUUCUUUGACAUGAUGCAGUGCGAGUUCAACUUCAGUGGGAACAGAAACUUCCAUAUGCUUGAAAACGAGUUGAUAACGAAACUGGACCAGGAAGUGGAAGGGGGCCGAGGGGAUGAGCAAUACAAGGCCUUGCUGGAGAAACUCCUGCUGGAGUACUGCCGGAAGCACAAAUACCUGUCGAGUUCUGGAGAAGUGUUUGCUUUGCUGGUCAGCAGCCUGCUAGAAAAUCUCUUGGACUACAGGACCAUCAUGCAUGACGAAAGCAAGGAGAACCGUAUGAGCUGCACUGUCAAUGUGCUGAAUUUUUAUAAGGAGAAGAAACGGGAGGACAUAUACAUCAGGUAUCUGUAUAAACUCCGAGACCUACACAGGGACUGUGAGAACUUCACAGAGGCAGCAUACACUCUGCUUCUCCAUGCAGAACUCCUCAAGUGGUCCGAUAAGCCAUGUGCUCCCCAUCUGCUGCAGAGGGACAGCUACUAUGUUUAUUCACAACAGGAACUCAAGGAAAAACUCUACCAAGAAAUCAUCUCUUUCUUCGACAAGGGCAAAAUGUGGGAGAAAGCAAUCCAGCUAAGCAAAGAGUUGGCUGACAUGUAUGAGAACAAAGUCUUUGAUUACGAGGGGCUUAGUAAUCUUUUGAAAAAACGAGCCAUGUUUUAUGAGAAUAUUAUGAAGGCAAUGAGACCUCAGCCCGAGUAUUUUGCUGUUGGGUAUUAUGGGAUGGGUUUCCCCUCAUUCCUCCGGAAUAAAAUCUUUAUCUACCGUGGCAAGGAGUAUGAACGGAGGGAAGACUUCAAUCUGAAAUUGCUCACCCAGUUUCCAAACGCUGAGAAGAUGACCAGCACUACCCCUCCAGGAGAAGAGAUCAAGUCUUCCCCUAAACAGUAUGUGCAGUGCUUUAUAGUGAAGCCUGUGAUGAACCUGCCACCCAACUAUAAAGACAAGCCUGUUCCGGAGCAGAUCCUAAACUACUACCGAGCCAAUGAGGUUCAGCAGUUCACAUAUUCCCGGCCGUUUAGGAAAGGAGAAAAAGAUCCGGAGAAUGAAUUUGCGACCAUGUGGAUUGAAAGAAUGACCUACACAACUGCCUACACGUUCCCAGGCAUCCUCAAGUGGUUUGAAGCCAAACAGAUUACAACGGAGGAGAUCAGCCCUUUGCAGAAUGCCAUCGAAACCAUGGAGCUGACCAAUGAGAAGAUCAGCAACAGCGUCCAACAGCACGCCUGGGACCGGUCCCUGCCUGUGCACCCGCUCUCCAUGCUGCUGAAUGGCAUUGUGGACCCUGCAGUCAUGGGGGGAUACACCAACUAUGAAAAGGCCUUUUUCACAGAGAAAUAUAUCCAAGAACAUCCUGAAGACCAAGAUCAAAUUGAACUACUUAAGCAUUUAAUUGCCUUACAGAUGCCUUUGCUGGCUGAAGGGAUUAGGAUUCAUGGUGAGAAACUGACUGAGCAGCUGAAGCCCCUGCAUGACAGACUGACAACCUGCUUCAAAGAGCUGAAGAAGAAAGUCGAGAAGCUCUAUGGUGUGAUAACUCUGCCUUCCUCUCUGACGGAGAGGAAGCAGAGUAGGUCAGGCUCCGUGGUAUUGCCCUACAUCAUGUCUUCCACGCUGAGACGACUGUCUGUCACCUCUGUGAGUUCCUCUGUGGUAUCUACGUCCUCCACUUCAUCUGACAGCACCUCCUCCAGGCCAGGAUCUGAUGGAUCCAUUCUCGAGCCUCUCUUGGAGAGAAGGCUGUCAACGGCUUCCAAGGCUGAAGAGCUGCCUGUCAAGGAAGAUGCCGAUAACCGGAUUAACAAAUUCAAGCGAAAGGAUUGGAGUAUUAGCAAGUCUCAGGUUAUUGUGGAGAAGGAGCCAGAAGCUGAACUGACUUCCAAAACGAGCACAUCAGAAAAAGCACAGAGGCCAAAGAGUCUUCAGUUAGGAGACAGCAGACUGACAUUGCUUCAAGCUUCCUCACUCCAGCAGUCAACCCCACUCAGUCCACCCCCGAUCACUCCAAAAACCCCAAGAACCCACAGUUUUCCCUCCUUGCAGACAGAUGGAUUGGCAACUGCUAACUUCCAGAGCACCCCACCUCCGCCUCCACCCAAGAGCAAACCCUAUGAGAAUAGCAACUCCAGGAACUCUUUGGAGGUCGCCCCACCACUGCCCAGCAGACGUGAAGUCAAACCUCCCCCUCCGCCUCCGAAAGCAAGAAAAUCCAGCGUCAUCUCUUCGGAGCAGGGAUUGCAAUAAGGAUUCCCUCUGCGUACCAAAUAACACCUUGAGUGAAAUGGGCUGCUUUUCUUUUACUGUCACUCUGAGUCUUUCCAGCCCUAAAGACUGGUGAUUCCAUCUUCCCUUCCCUUCCCUGGGAGUUUCCCCCAGGUAAUUCCAAAAUAAGCCACUUGAACUGUAUAUAUUUUGCAUUCCCAACCCUCUGAUUUUCCUUGCACACAUUAAGACACUAAGCCCGAUGGGGAACCCUGUGAGCUUUAAAAUGGAGGCAAUGUUACCAGAAAUCUGAGGCUCAUACCCCAAAAGGGCUUGUCUGCACUGUUGGUGGUUCCACAAGUGUAACUGUAUCAGCGAGAACCCCUUGUGCAGAGUUGCCGCACUGGUAUAAAAAGGAUUUGCAGCAGCACUUAAACCGAGAUCAGCCACGUCAAUGCAAAACACUCCUUAUACUGCCCCAGCAUGUUUGCAUUACAGGUUUAUACCUAUGCAGCUGCCCCAAUGGGGCGGAGAGUCAAGGGGGAGUAAGGGAGCCCUGAUUUGCAUGGAAUGGACCAGAUUGCAGCCAUUCCCAUCUGUGAAAUGCAGCCCCUGGAGACGACAGGUGCUAACUUAUGAUGUUUUGCCUAAAUUCAAGCAGCCUCACGAGGUUCUGAUUGUGUCCUGAGACCUGCUGUGAGAAAAAAUGAUCACCUGCAGGGCCCUGACGUCUCUGCUGGUCACCCCUGUGUGUUAAAGAUGAGGGCAGGUUGCUCAUGCUUGGGCCAACAACGGUGGUAGCUCACUCUCAGUGGAGAGUUUGGAUUCGCCAACACUGCCUCAGACCUUUGUUUUUGAUUCUUGUUUGAAUACUGCAAAGCAGCUGAUGCUCCGCUUGUGUUGCCCCACCUGCUCCGCCUGCGUGCUCAUGGGACAUGAUAGGCUACGACAUCCUUUUUUUUUUUUUUAAAUAGCUGAACAAUGGUGCAAAAAAGUCCACUCUUCCUGGGUAUGCGUUGCUUUAGCAUUAACAGGUUGCAAUUCUCAUUAUGAGCAGCUCAUCAAGAGGACAGAGGUUAUGUCUGCAUUGUGAUAAAAGACCCACAGCAUGGCCACAGCUGGCCCGGGUCAGCUGACUGAAGCUCACAGGGCUUGGGCUGCGGGGCUAUAAGAUUACAGGGCAGAUGUUCAGGCUGGGGCUGGAGCCUGGGCUCUGGGACCCCACAAGUGGGGUGGGUCUCAGAGCCUGGGCUCCCUAGCAUCUACACUGUUGACCUUAGCAGUUGAAAAAUCAGGACACUUUUUUUUCCACAUUGCAGGGGGUUAGUUGUGUACAUAAGACAAAGUCCCUAAUAUCAAGACGUUUGGUCACCCUAGUUGUCCUAGGCUCUGAGACUUGGUUUUUAUCACAGUAUAGAUGUACAUCUGAAUCUCAUAAACCAACCUCAAUAACCAUUAGCCUUUCAAAUCCCAGCUGAACUCUUGGCCAACAACCUUCCAAUCCAUGCACUCACAAACACCCCACCUCUUACUGCACCCUGUUGUUGCAACUCUUCUUGUGCCUUUUGUCCUAUGCCUUUUGUCUGGGAGCUUCUAUUGUGUUCUGCACACAAAACGCUUGGCCUAACUUUUAACGAUCACUGAACUCAAAUGAGUCACACCUAGGUCUGAGAGGGACAUGAAAGACUGAGCAGUACACCCUGAAGUUUCUGGUUUCUUGGGUUGCUCCAGUUCCUUGUGGGCUGUGUUUUGUGAAUAUGACAAUUAUGCUGUUUAGUGAUAUUUCAUGGAAUCAGUUCUAAUUCUUCUCUCUUAAUUACUUAUUCCUUUCUUCUGUUGUUUUCAGUGUGUGGCAGCAGCAUUCUUUUUAAUAAGUUUUCACUGCCUGAUAGUCAAUCUAAAUUUUCUUCUAUAACUUCAUCCCAUGACUCCUAUCUAUACCGCCACUUGCCACCCUAAAUCAUUCCUUUCCCUGUUUGGUGUUAACAUCCUUCAAAAGCAUGUAGACCAGUUUUGCGGUCCCUCCCUCAGGGUGUGAUCCAGAGACCGCUGGAGUCAAUGGGCAUCUCUCCAUUGAAUUUAGCAGGCUCUGGAUCAGGCCCUUAGUCUGAAUAGGUAGGUCAUUAUCAUAACUCUUGUAAUCUUGUUUCAUGAUCUUGUUUCAAUCCCUUCAGCACCCUGCUCAUUUUCAUUGCCAUGUACUCUGUCCAUAGUUUUCUGGUCAGAUGAUGAUCUGAAUAGCUGAGGUCAAUUUAAAAAUGUGUACUUGUUCUUUUUAGCUCUGCAAAACAAAUGAAAGAACUAGGUGGCCUAUAUUCUGCAUUCCUUUUCUCUGUCUAGGUUUGUAUAUUAUGAUCAUCACCAAAGUAUCUUAAGGUAUGUCUACACUGCAAUAAAAAGUCCGCGGCACCCAGACUCAGAACCAGGUCAGUUGACUUGACCUCCCAGGGCUUGGGCUGCAGGGCUAAAAAUAUCAGUGCAGAUGUUUGGGCUGUGGCUGUAGCCCAAGCCCAGACUUUGAGGUCCUCCCCAUUGUGGGGCCUCAAAGCCUGGACUCCAGAUCGAGCCCAGUCAUCUACACUGCAAUUGUCUAGCCCCCCCAGCCCAAGCCCUGCGAGGCCAAGUCAGCUGAUGCAGCUAUGACCUGAGUCUUUAUUGCAAUGUAAACCAUACUCUGUGUGAAUGGAUCAGAAACCUUUCUGCUAAGUUCUGAUUGCUGAAUCCUUAUGCCUUUAAUGAUGAUUUUGGGUCAGCCCUGUCCUAGCAGUGGAUCCACCUGCAAACAUGGUGGCAGUUCAAAUCUGGAUCCAAACUUGGCAAGUGGAGCAGAGCUUUGGUUCAAGACCCUUUCUAAUUAGAAGGUUAGGUCCUCAGGUGGUUUUAAAUCAUGUAGAGCCACUGAAAACACUGUUGAGGAUGUGGCCUGCAAUAUUCAAAACAUUUAUCAUUUAACAUAGACUAUUGCUAUGCAAACUAGUUCCAUUACCUCAUUGAAAAACAAAAGGCCUUUAAGCCUAUGUAAAGCACUGUCCAAUAGCAUAGCAAUCUUAUUGAAAUUAUUUUUAUUCAGACUGGAACAAUCCAAUCUUGUGUAAUAUGUUUCUCUGCUGUCUGUUUGGAUGAAAACAAACCUGCAGAAGCUGCUUUCACUGUGCUGCCCGUAUGCCUCCAUAAACAGAUUGCAUUCAUUAAAGGCUCCUAUCAGAUUCACAUCACAAAAUAAGUUGGAGACAUUUUAGAAGUCACACUGCAGUCACAUCACACAUGCCUACAGCUGUGUUCGCUAUAGUGCACACACAAGUGUCUUUUGGGCAGCUGCCUUCUCCAGGGAAAGCUUUGAAAACCUUUCUGAACAUCUUGACCAUAUUCCACCUCCGCCCCCAAUCCCCAGAGCAUCAUAUUGUCAGUUCCACAUUACAGUCCUGGACAUAGACAUUGCUUGACUUGAAAACCUCAGGGUUUUCUUUUUUUGUACCCACUCUUUUCCUGCCAUCCUUGAUACACACAUGCACACAAUCUUGAAAUCCUUACUCAAAACUCUCACUGAAGUCCGUGAGAACUUUAUCUGAGUGAGGAGUGUCGGGUCUGGUACAAGUGAAUAGUGUGUGUGCAUAUUUCAUCUUGUAUUAAUUCAGUCACUUUUCCAGUCAGUAUCAGCCACGUACUUACUUAAUUUCCUUGCAAAAGAGGAAAUAUUCCGAGCACAAAAUGGAUGCAAUGGUAAAUUUCCUCUCGCUCUUAACAUCAGGUGGAAAGCAUGAAUGUUUGCAAGAACUACAGCUAGUGGCUUUUCCCAGCAUGAGUAAGAGAUAUAGGUAGGGAUAUUGCAAUAGUCUGGCUUAUCUCUAGUUUUAUUUCUCUCUGUUUUGAUCUACUCCAUUGGCCUUUACUCGCUGGUAUAUUUUGUGUGCUAGCCAACUGUAUGUAAAAGGAGAAAUGGGGCCUGAUCAAAAAGCCCAGAUUUGAACAACCCUGAAAUUUGGAAAGAACGUUGCAGCCUUAACUCUAGAAUGAUCCAAACUCAAAACCUCAAUCCAGACACCCCCAAACUUUGGAUCCAAAUCUGAUCUCUAGCAACAUCCUGACAUUUCCUCCUUCCACCUGUGUUCUAAAUUCUUGUUUCCCAUUUUUCAGCCUUGUUACAGAGAGGAUUGAUGGACAAAGGUACCUGGUAUGUAAGGGGUUAAAAUGCUCUCUCUGUCAUCCAGAAAUAACUGCUAGAAGUUAGGAUUGUCAGCAGUUACUUUCCCUCCUGCUUGUAACUCAACAAUACUAACACCUGAGUUACCAAGCAGCUAAACUAAUCACCUACGGCUAACAGAAAUAGAAGAAAGAACAGGAGUACUUAAGGUGUCACAACUACUCCUGUUCUUUUUGCGGAUACAGACUAACAUGGCCGCUACUCUGAAACAGAUAGGAGAGCUGUAGGAAGCUCUGUCGAUUUGCCUCUGAACUUCAAGAAGCCCCAGGCUUUUUGGUGGAGCUGUGUCUGAUACAAGCCACAUUUUGAUUCUUGGCCUUCAUUAGUUGAGCUCUUAAACAGGUUGCUCCCCGGCACCAACUUGCCUGACAACUUCCUUGCAGUUUGCCUUGAUGAGCUGGUUGCACCACUCAGGCUUUUCUUCUUGCUGGCUUGUCGUCCAGCCAGUUUGAGAUUGUUCUAGUUUAGCCCUCACUUCUACUGGAGGGAGAUAUGGCAGCUGUCGCAGAAGGAGGAUGUGGAGAAUUUGAGAGGGCCUGUGUAUUACCUUCAUCUUUAAACUCUCGCCUAUACUUGGGGGAGUUUUUAUUUGCUCUGUCUUCAAUCUGUCUCUAACUUGGGUUAGCCUCUCCUACUCCCUUUCUCCUCAUUGGGUGGAAAACGUGCUCAUGAAUGGAAGUUUGUUUCCUUAGAGGUGUAUUGCUGAGUGGAGUGCAGUGUUCAAGGGGUCAUAUCUUCAGCUGGUAUAAAUCAGAUUGUUUCUAUUGAAGACCAGCGGCAAAAUUUUCAAGCAUCAAAGUGAUUUAGGAGCCUUGUUCCCAUUUUCAGAAGCAGGGUGGCCAGAUGUCCUGAUUUUAUAGGGACAGUCCCGAUUUUGGGGUCUUUUUCUUAUAUAGGCUCCUAUUAUCCCCCAUCCCAUCCCAUUUUUCACAUUUGCUGUCUGGUCCCCCUAUUGGGAAGAGACAUAGGUCCUUAACUGCCAGAUUUUUAAAGGUAUUUAGGCAUCUAAAGAUUAAAUCUAUGGAAGCUAAGUACCUUGGCACUUCUGACAAUCCCACUAGAUACCUGUCUGUAUCACUAGGCUCCUAAAUAGCUUUGAAAAUCUGGCCCUCAGAAACAGACGUCAUUGAAAGUUUUAAGAACCUAAAUCCAUUUUGAAAAUGGGAAUUAGGCUUCUAAAUUCUUGAAAUGUUUUUGAAAAUUUUACCUAGUCUCUCCCAAGGAUAAGCCCCACCAUGAUGCAAUCAGUCCAUGGCAGAAAUGAAAGCUUACUUUUGUGCUGACCGUAACCGUUAAAAACAAAAAAACAAACAAACCCAAACCUGGAAACCAAAAAUCCAGUCUGCACUGAAAAAAUAUUUACAUAAUCCCACUUCCUAGUUAUACUGUUCAAAACGAGUGUUAUGCUUCAAUUCCCAGAAUGUUUUAAAUCACGAUUGGAGGUUUUCUUAAAAGAUCUGCUUUAGUUCAGACAGGAAUUAUUUUAGGGAAGUUCCUGGCCUGCAUUAUGCAGGAGGGCCGACUAGAUGAUCACAAUGGUCCCUUCUGGCCUUGGAAUCUGCUAGUCUACUCACAUUUUUUCCAGUGAGAAAUUUGUGCACCCUUUGCUUUUCAGGUGCUUUUAAUUUAAAAUUUGUAAUGCCAGGAUAAAUUUGAUUUAAAAUAUUACAGGUUCUUAUCCAUGCCUGGGGGAAAAAUGGGCAGUUUUCCCUUUCAGUGGAUUAUUAGAUUAGGAAAGGAGGUUGACUCAAGUGAAAACUGUUCUGGGAGCGGCAGUGGCAGACAAGGCAGCCGUGCCUAUCGAGGAGUUGUUGAAAAUUUGCAUCUAAUAAACUUUCCUACUUGUUCCUGCCAGCAUACCUUCCACAAAUGAACCGUGAGUUAGACUUGUAGUGAUAAAGUAGGAUUUGUUGCUCCAGAUUUCCUGUCCUUAUUUAUUUUUAUAAUUGUAAAUGGAAAUAUUAAAAAGACUGAUAUGUCUGUAAUUCAAUCUUUUUUUGGUAGUGAAGACAUUCCUGAAUACUGCUGGUUCCCUUUUUCAAUCCCAGCUGUAUGUUAAAAGCUGCUCUAUCAUAUAUAUCACUGUUUUCAUUUCCAGCAACAGCUGUAGACCAAACUCUUUAAUUGCCCAGCAAGAACCUCCCUCUAAAAUUCCAGGGGAACCUGAAAACACCUGAGUAAUAUGGUGGAACUGAUCUCCUGACAUUAAAGGGAGCGACUUUCUAAAGUGCACACCCAGUGUUGGCCUAACUCGGGCCAGGUCUACUCUACACACUUCAGUGUAACUAUGUCACUCAGGGGUGUGAAAAAUCCACAUCCCUGAGUGAUGAAGUUAUACCAGCUGUAUAGACAGCACUGUGUCAGCAGGAGAGUUUCUCCUGCCAACAUAGCUACCACCUCUAGCAGAGAUGGAGUAAGUAAGCUGAUGCGUGAGCUCUCUCUCUCCUGUUGGCUUAGGGCAUCUUCACAGUGUUACAGAGGUGUAGCUGCACUGUUUGUAGUGCAGACUUGCCCUCAGCUUCUAUUAAGUCUCACUGGCUUCCACUAUCUAUGUAAACUCCUCUCCUAUUACAGAAUAUAACAUCCUAAUGAGAACUGAGUUAGGCCAGCACUGUGGGCUCUGGAAAAUCCCAACCCAAAAGUUCAUAAUGCCACGUACUUUUAACGUAUACAGAUAAUAUUGGCUUGAUCUAUCUUCCUGUGUGUGUUAAUUUAUGAUGUUGGUAUUAUGACAAUUUAAUACCAUGAGUAGGGGAUAUGUUCCUUUUGAAUGCUGGGGAAACUUACUUUUAUGUUGUGGCAUAGCUUCCUUCCUAACAGGACCAGUUUGAUUCCUUGGAGGUACUUGACUUGAUUAUUUAAGUUUUUAAAACCACUGUGGGCUGCAAGUAGCUUCAUAGCCCCCUGCAGCUGACGCAUCAAUAGAUACAGCUUCUAAACUAGUUCUGAAGAAAGGGCCAGAGCCAAGCUUUGGAAAAGGGAUUCUGCACCUCUGACUAAAUAGCAUAUUAUUUACUGAGACUGUAAAGCCAGCUGUACAAAUGUACGUGUUUUGAGAACAGCGUGUUUACUGUUGUAAAGUUUGUAAAUAUUUUUUUAAAUAAAUGUAGAUUGAGCAAA
Molecule: messenger RNA, 12948 nt
Organism: Gopherus flavomarginatus (Mexican gopher tortoise)
Lineage: Eukaryota; Metazoa; Chordata; Testudines; Testudinidae
Gene: DOCK5
Product: dedicator of cytokinesis 5
Exons: 52
Coding region: 39-5669 (1876 amino acids)
Biological process (GO): cell migration; small GTPase-mediated signal transduction
Cellular component (GO): plasma membrane; cytoplasm
Molecular function (GO): guanyl-nucleotide exchange factor activity; small GTPase binding
Source: RefSeq, a predicted model, not a curated record